GAUCGGCGUAGGUCUCUGUGAAAUUGUUUUAAACAAAUGCAGUUUCAAAGAACCAAAACAAAUAACUAAAUAAAACUUUCGAGAUUACAUUGUCGAGUUGAAGAAAUAAUGCAUUUAAAAGAAACUGUAGACAUUAAGGAAUGACAACUUUCGGAUACGUAGAUACCUGAAGAUUGGUGGCAAUCUAAUUUUAGCCGGAGAACACAGGAGAAAUUGUAUUGUAUUGUUGGAUCGCAUUUCUAUAAUAUCUAUUGGAUACAAUUGUUUAUCUGGUGGGUUGUUGGUGUCAACAAGUGUCUACUCAAUUUUGUGCGGCAUCAGAAAACACACGUACACACCACUGAUAAGGAACCAAACACAAGUCAACGCCAAGUUUUGCCGGUUCUUGUGUGCCAAGUAAAAUUUUUGUUGUAGCCGAUCUUUCUUGUCAACAGGUCACCCGCAUAGGUGUCAUUAUUAUUACGCUACGCUAUCAAAAAUCAAGAGAAGAAACUAAUGUACGUAUAUAUUCUCCCACCGUAGUCUGACACAUUAGUCGUUCAUCGAGUGCGUUCUGCUAGCUUUUUUGGACUGACACAUUCUCGCAAAAACAGAAGAAGAACAGACCAAACAUUUUCACUUGUCUCCGGCGGACGGCUGAAAACAUUUGUGGUGGACAAAUUGUUCUAACAAUUUCGGAAUUUGUGGAAUAUCUAUUGAACAAAAAUUAUGUAAUUUGUGUAUGAUUGGAUUUAGCAAAUCAAUUGAAUUGCCAUUGGAAUCUGAGUUUUUGGACUACACCGCAUCAUCAUCGUCAUGGAUUUGUUACUAUUUAUAACAGCUGCCGCACACAUUGUGUACACCCCCUUUACCAAGGUGGAAGAGAGUUUCAAUCUUCAGGCCAUACAUGACAUUUUGUAUUUGCGUCAUAAUUUCACAGAGUAUGAUCAUCAUGAAUUUCCUGGGGUGGUGCCGCGUACAUUUCUGGGACCCCUGUUUAUAUCAAUACUCUCGUCGCCAUUUAUUUUGCUUUUUGAAACAUUGCAUAUCAGCAAAUAUUGGUCUCUUUACAUAGUUCGCCUAGUCUUGGCAGCUGUUGUCACCUGUGCAUGGACCAAAUUGAAACGGGUCAUUACUAAAAUCUAUGGUUCAGAUGUUAGCCUUUGGUUUAGUCUUAUAACGCUAACACAAUUUCAUUUCAUUUUCUAUAUGUCUAGAACGUUGCCGAAUAUUAUGGCACUGCCAUUGGUUCUCUACGCCUUGGCCUAUUGGUUAAAUGAUCAAAUCAAACCAUUUAUAAUUUGUUCCGGUAUUGCCAUACUUAUAUUCCGUUCGGAAUUGAUAAUAUUUUUGGGUUUGCUGGUAUUAAUCAAUUCAUUGUUUAAGAAAGUAACAAUUGCCAGAAUCUUAAAAAUUGCUAUCCCAACUGCCAUUGUGAUACUUAUUACCUCGAUUGCUGUGGAUUCAUUCUUUUGGCAACGUUUGCUCUGGCCAGAGGGUGAAGUGCUAUGGUAUAAUACCAUAUUAAACAAAAGCUCUGAUUGGGGUACUUCACCAUUUUUGUGGUAUUUUUAUUCAGCUUUGCCAAGAGCAAUGGCAGCAUCUUUACUAUUUGUACCAAUUGGCUUUAUUUUGGAAAGAAGAGUUAGACCCAUUGUGUUGGCGGCCAUUGGUUUUGUGGCGAUAUAUUCUAUCUUACCUCAUAAAGAGUUGCGUUUCAUAAUUUACGUAUUCCCGGUAUUGAAUUUAGCGGCAGCAACAGCAUGCCAUCGUUUUUGGUCCAAUAGUGGCAAAUCGUUAUGGCAUGGAUUUUUAUCUUUAUGCGCAGGUGGACAUUUACUUCUCAAUGUUUGUGUAACAUUGUUCCUGCUGAUAGUAUCCGGUACUAAUUAUCCUGGUGGAGCUGCUAUGACCCGUUUAAAUUUACUUGAGGCUGGUUCCUCAAAUGUUUCGGUGCAUAUUUCAAAUUUGGCAGCACAAAGUGGUGUGUCGAGAUUUUUACAAAUUCAUGAUAAUUGGAGUUACUGUAAAAGGGAACAAAUGAACUAUACCAAAGAUGAAUCCCUGGCAUACACCCAUUUAAUUGUAGAAGCCAAAAAUAAAUUCAACAAUCAAUUAUGGUCAUCACUGCAAGAAGAUUUCGAUACAUUGGAAUUUGUAGAUUGUUUCAAUAACAUUGGAAUUCAGUAUAAUUCUAUUAUGCCUAUCAAAAUCAAAACCAAAGCCUGUCUGGCCAUACUUAAGAGAAAACCAGGCAGAGGGCCCAGCGACGUUACCAAGAAAGAAAGUAAAAAGCGAAAAAAGAAAUCAAUAACGGAGCAGACCCCUGAAGAAAGUGUGGAGAAACCAACAAAGAAAACUAAGAAGCCUAAAGAAGUUAGUAAGGAAAUAUCCAGUGAACACCAAGAAAUCUCGGAGGGCAAAUUAAAUAAUUUGGAUGAAGAAAAUGUUGUAUCAAAACCCAAAGAUAAAAAGAAAAAGAAGAAAACUCACCAACAAAAAGAGAAUGUGCAGCCAGAUGUGAAUGUCAAAUCAGAGCAAGCAGAUAGAGUUACAAAUGAAGAGGAGAAAUUAGAGUCAGAGCAAAAUACAGAUAAUAUAUCACAAGAGUCAAUGGAACAAUCUAAUAAAAGCGAAGAAGAGAAACAGGAGAAGGAAAUUGAUAUUGAGGAAGCAAUAAUUUCGAAGGAAAUGGUUGAUAAUGAGGCCACAAAAACAGAAGAACUAGACAUUCAACUAGUAAAUGAUGAAAUACCUAAAACUUUGGAUGAAACUACAGAAAACACAGAAGAACAAAAUGAGGAAGAGAUUUCCCAACCAUCUUCGAAGAUAGAUCCCGAGCUAAGUACUUUACUUUCUUCAGCUGUUAGCUUAGAGGAUGAUAAUGAUGCAAUUGUAUCGACUGUUGAGUCAUACGAAGAACAAGACCUUGUACAAUCCAAGGAGAACACGGAUACACCACAUAAAGAAAUUAAUUUCGAAGAGUUACGUAAUUUAGCUUUGGGACAGGUGAAUCGUAAAACGAAAGCUACGAAAUUAAAAAUACGACGUCUCAUUGAACAACAUUUCCGUUCAAAGGGUAAACACAUAGAAAAUGAUUCGCAAGAAAAACUCAACACGAAACCAGUCGAAAAAGUCUCUGCCAAACAAUCGGUAAAGGCUAUUAUCAAACAGGAACGUAUCAAGGAGAUGAUUGAGCAAAUUUCCACAAUGGAUCUAACGAAAAUGUGCAAUUUAGAAAAAGUAUCCACCAAGGAUUGUCUAAAGAGUGUUAUCGAUAAAAUCGAUGCUCAAACACAAAGCUAGUGAUGAACAGGAGAAUAUGGGAGGGUACUUCAUUAAGUUUAAUUAGAUUUUUUAAUUUGUGUGCGUGUUUCAUUUAAACCAAAUAUUUAUUGCAUUUUUAAGCAAAUCACUAAAAAUUGUUACAAAUAAUAAAAAGACUUAAUAUUUUCUAAUAACAAAUCAAUCAAAUAUGAUGUAUCCAGCUAGAAAUACCAAUGUAUAGACGAGACCACAUCCUGUCAAACCCAUUGUUGUAAGAUACAAAAGUUUGUCUUUUGCUCCACCUUUAAGAUGUAUUGGAAGAUUGUUUUUCUCUUGGAAUUUUUGUUGUAGUCGUAUCAUUUUCGGUUGCAAUGUUGUUGACUUGUAUCGUUGCAACUGCGU
Molecule: messenger RNA, 3648 nt
Organism: Musca domestica (house fly)
Lineage: Eukaryota; Metazoa; Arthropoda; Insecta; Diptera; Muscidae
Gene: Alg12
Product: probable Dol-P-Man:Man(7)GlcNAc(2)-PP-Dol alpha-1,6-mannosyltransferase
Exons: 8
Coding region: 796-3285 (829 amino acids)
Biological process (GO): protein N-linked glycosylation
Cellular component (GO): endoplasmic reticulum membrane
Molecular function (GO): alpha-1,6-mannosyltransferase activity
Source: RefSeq, a predicted model, not a curated record